This is a messenger RNA of Sus scrofa (pig), 873 nucleotides long. NCBI's taxonomy places the organism in Eukaryota, Metazoa, Chordata, Mammalia, Artiodactyla, Suidae. The record is from RefSeq and is a predicted model, not a curated record.
GGAGAGAAGGGAGAGUUGUAUGAGGGCUCAGGGUGGCGGCCGCAGGAACCCCCCGUCCCAGCGGUGGCGCCUGCUCCCCUCCUCCGCCCUCCCCCGCGUUGGUCCGCGCCGUGGAGCGCCGACUAGCAGGCUCUGUGCGCAUGCUCCGGCCGGGGGCGCAGACCUCGCCGUCCUUUCUGGAUUUCGGCUCGGUGUCCGCUGUGCUGCGGGUGCUAAGUCCUAAUCAUGGUGUCGCCGUUCGAGUCGUCUAUUGUGGCGCUUGAGGCUACAAGUCCAAGUAUCUUCAAACUCAAGAAGAAGUUAGAAGAGAGUUCCCUGGACGCCUGGACAUCUGUGGCGAGGGGACUCCCCAGGUCACCGGGGUUCUUUCGAAGUAUUGGUAGCAGGAAGUUGGUUCACUCCAAGAAGGGAGGUGAUGGCUACGUGGAUACGGAGAGCAAGUUUCUGAAGUUGGUGGCUGCCAUCAAAGCUGCUUUGGCUCAGGCUAAUGUGCCCUGAAGGCAGAGUCCAGUGACUUGGCCAGCUCCUCUCGGCAGACGCUUCAUGACAGGAAGGACUGAAAUGUCUUGUGGACGCCUGGUCCUUCCCUGAUGUUCUCAUGGCUGCUGGGCGGGCAGAGGGACACCCUUGGUCUUUGCCUGUGUGUGGAAGUGUGUGUGUGUCCCCAGGAAUUUAACUUUGCACACUGGUUCCACUCCUUCCUUCCUCCCCCCACCCCUGUCUCCCUGCAUUCCCCAUGCCUCCUUUCCCCUCUUGGGUGUUUGGGGUGAUCCUGCUCCAGGCUUUCUCUUCAAGGAGGAGCCGAGGGAAGGAUUAGGAUGAGUGAAUCUCAGAUUUCACAAUUCAAUAAAUGCUGAUGAGGUUAACAAAACA